AUGAAAAAAUUGAAUGAAAUGUGUGGCAGUUUGCUUGCAUUGAAAUUGCAGCACAACUUUGGAAAACCACGACCAAUCCCAGAAAUAAUGCGACUAAGCCACGGCGACAACACAAUGGAGGACGCCCGAAGUCAAGAUCACGUUCAACUCUACCACGACCACGGAUACCAAAAGCAGACGCGACCCAGUAAAGAUUAACUCGGUACCUCAUCAAAAAGAUCUAACAUAUGCAGUAAGUAAUUGCAUUAUAUUUGAUUGUUCUGUUCAACUAUCAAGAGUCCGAUGUUCCCGUCAGAAACGGUAAAUAUCUCACGCAUUUACUGUACCACAUUGACAAUCAUCGUGCAUAAAAUUAAGGAAGUAGUAACUGGGAAACUUUUACACUGAUUUUAAAGGAAACAAAAUAAAAAUGAAAUUAGGAACUCUAAAAUGUUUUAAAACUAACAGCUACCUUAGAACAUGUAAAACUCAAUUUUUUACGUACUCAGAUCCCUCUACAAAACAUAUUUCUAGAGAUUAAGAACUCGUACGUGUCCAUACUAAAUAUGAUUAAUAUUCAAAUUGUGAAGACGAAAUUAAACCUGAACAUAUUGAAAAAUAUACAUGAGUAGUGA
Molecule: messenger RNA, 614 nt
Organism: Gryllus bimaculatus (two-spotted cricket)
Lineage: Eukaryota; Metazoa; Arthropoda; Insecta; Orthoptera; Gryllidae
Source: the annotation of a GenBank genome assembly